AAUUGCUGAUUCCAGAAGAAAGCUAAGCGUAACGAAAACCCUAAUUUGAGUGCCAAUUAUUACUUCUUCCACGUCGAAAUUCUAUUUUCCACACCAAAGAUUCGACGAAAUUCCAAAAAGGGACACGUCAUCAUCGCCAUUUCUUUCCUUUAUUGCCUUCUGCCUCUCUGAAGCUGCAGUUUUUGCUCAGACACUCAAUUCGUAUGGCUACGCCGCUUUCCGUUCGGCCCAGCCGUACCGUCGUCUACUCGACCCGGUUCGGUCCAGCAUCCGUCCGGCGUCCGGUCCAGGAAUCGAUAGUUAAGGCGGCUGCUGCAUCGGGGCGGCAAGGUUCAUGGAGCGUGCUGUGCACUCGCCGUGUAAUUGUCGCGCCGCUGCGCGCCGGCUCCCGAGCCGACGACUCUGUGCCGUCGGAGAUGUCCGUGGAGAAUGCUCUCAAAGUACUCGGCGUGUCCGAGGGUGCGUCUUUCGACGAUAUUCUACGAGCGAAGAAUUCGAUUAUUGCCAAUUGUAAAGAUGACGAACAAGCAAUUACUCAGGCGGAGGCUGCAUACGAUAUGCUUCUAAUGCAGAGCUUAUCACAAAGGAGAGCAGGGAAAGUUGUAAAUAGCAACAUCCGAUAUGCUGAUGUUAAACCUGUUAAUGCUCCGAAAAUGUGGUCAAUGCCCAAGUGGUUGGAGAAUUCUGUCAAAAACCCACCUGUCUCAACGGAAGCGCCCACAACUAGUGAGUUGGGUGUACAAGCUGGUGUGUAUGGAGCUCUAAUGGCCUUAACAUAUGUAAAUGGAGCUUCAACACCUUCGGCAGCACCAUAUGCUGGUGCAGAUGUUCCUGGCCUUAUUUUAGCCACCAGCUUCGGGGCAUCCUUAUACUUCAUGACAAAAAAAAAUGUCAAGGAAGGCAACAGUCAUAUCAAUCGGAGGGCUCAUGGCUGGUGCUGUGGUGGGUUCAGCGGUCGAGAGCUGGUUGCAGGUCGACAUUGUCCCGUUAAUGGGAAUACACACGCCAGCCACCGUAGUGAGUGAAUUUAUACUCUUCUCACAGUUCUUAACUUCCUUGUACUUGAGAUAGAAUUAGAUUAUUAUCCAAGUCUAGGAGAUCGUCUUUGAUCCACCUUAAACACGCUUAUCUAUUCUAGUAUAUGCAAUUUACAUAUCAUUUGUACAAAGGCAAUAUGUUUUAGACCCCAUGCAAUGAAAAACACUCUUUUCAAAAACUCUAUCCUCAAAAUCCAGUUGUUGAGUAUA
Andrographis paniculata is the source of this 1247-nucleotide messenger RNA. Its product is annotated as protein CHAPERONE-LIKE PROTEIN OF POR1, chloroplastic. The coding region runs from base 204 to 1025 and encodes 273 amino acids. The record is from RefSeq and is a predicted model, not a curated record. Gene Ontology annotation, cellular component: chloroplast membrane. Lineage: Eukaryota; Viridiplantae; Streptophyta; Magnoliopsida; Lamiales; Acanthaceae. The transcript is spliced from 3 exons.